UGCGGUAACUACAGGGCGCCAUCUGCCUGUGUUGACAGCAGGAAGAUAAAGAUGGCGUGGUGAACAUAACGAGUGCGUGGUGAAAAUUGAUACUCCAAAUUUACGUCUUUCUGAAAGGAUAACCAACGUUUAACAUCAAACGUAAAUGGUCUUUGAUGACAUGCAAAUGCUGCGCUGACAGUUGGGUGAGUUAGCAUGCCCGCAAGCUGUCACUUCACAUGACUGAUGAACUCGGGAUAUGUCGCUUCCGUAACGCACGCAUCAAGUGGCUUUAUUGAAGAAAACAUCAUCGCAUCGAGGUGGACACCGCACGCAUGUAUGCGAGGCUUCGGCGGUCAUGUUUUGUAAAUAAAAGCAGCAGCGGCUGCACAAUGUGCACAUGCUAACGCACAGCUAGUCUUCUAAACUUGACCCUAACGUCUUAGCGAGCCGUGCUACGAGUUAAAUGUUACGACCACCAACGAGAUGGACGAACGACCGACCCUCAAGUAAAGCACAUAUGUCGAGUAUGGACAGCAGCAUGGGUUAAACGAAUAUUUGGCUGGGAUAUUUGAAGUUUUGAGUAAAGUUCUCGUCGCGCGAGUUGGCUAGCAGCGCACGCUAGCUCGGCAACACCAAUCAAACGAAAGUCAUAUCCAUGCUUUGAAUGACUGGUUCUUGUUAACUCGCUGUGACUGUCAGGACACAAGGUGAAUGUUGCCCCAUCGUGUCUUGUCGCUUGUGUCUCUGUGAUGGACAUGGAGACAGCAGCCUGUGAACUGCUUCACCAGAACGGCGACGUCCACCAUGAGGACCUUGGCGUGAAGCAAUCCACAGUUCUUCAAAUCCAUUUCUACCACAGCGGCCCCCUCUGUUACCCACAAGGACAGUACAUCACUGAACAGCUCAUCAUCGAUGCCGCCAAAGAGUGCGGAGUUUCGCCAGUCUACUGUAGCCUGUUUGGGUUGUACAAGGAAGAUGAAGGCAUCUGGUUAUCGCCCAAUCACAUUCUGCACUUAGAUGAAGCAUCCAAUGAGAAUUUGUUGUACAGAAUUAGGUACUAUUUUCCUGGCUGGUACAGUUGUGGGGCGUCUCGGGCGUACCGCUAUGGAGUUACUAAGGGAUCGGAGAGUCCUGUGCUGGAUGACAAUGUCAUGGCUUAUCUCUUUGCUCAGUGGAGGAGCGACUUCGUAAACGGCUGGGUGAAGUUAUCCAGUGACCACGAGAUUCAGGAGGAGUGUCUCGGCAUGGCAGUGCUGGAUAUGAUGAGGACGGGCAAAGAGAAGCAGUGCUCUCCGCUGGACAUCUACAAUGAAGUUAGUUACAAGUCCUUCCUUCCUAAAGACAUGAGGGAACGUAUCCAGGAUUACCACUUCAUCACCAGGAAGCGCAUUCGCCAUCGUUUCCGGAAGGUGGUCCAGCAGCUCAGCCAGUGCCGAGCCUCGGCGCGUGACCUGAAGCUCAAGUACCUGAUCAGCCUCGAGUCUCUGGACUCCGGCUUCUACACCGAACGCUUCAAGGUCAAAAAGCCCUCGGCCGAGCAGGUCACCAUAGUCGUCUCUGCAGACCACGGUGUUCAGUUGUGCCGUGAACAACAUAAAGACGCACAGCUGGAGCAGGACCUGCAGACGUAUUGUGAUUUUGCAGAAGUUGUGGAUAUCAGUAUCAGGCAGGCCAGCAAAGAGGGGACCGACACGAACCGAAUCGUCUCCAUCAACAGACAAGACGGCAAAACUCUAGAGCUGGAGUUCUCUUCCUCGAUGGAGGCGUUGUCGUUUGUGUCUCUGAUCGACGGUUACUACAGACUGACCACAGACGCCCUUCACUACCUCUGCAAGGACGUGGCACCACCCCAUCUGCUGCAGGCCAUCGAGAGCUUCUGCCACGGGCCCAUUUCAAUGGAUUUUGCAAUCAGCAAAUUGCGCAAGUCAGGAAACCAGAGAGGUCUGUAUGUGCUACGGUGCAGCCCCAAAGACUUCAACAAAUACUUCCUGACUCUUGCAGUUGGGGCGUAUGAGGAUGUUGAGUACAAGCACUGCCUGAUCACCAGGUCUGUGACCGGCGACUACAAUCUCAGUGGAACCAAAAGGAGUUUUGGAAGCUUGAAGGAACUGCUCAAGUGUUACCAGAAGGAAACGGUGAAAUCAGAUGACAUCGUCUUUCAGUUCACCAGGUUCUGUUCACCAAGGGCCAAAGAAAAGUCGAACCUGUUGGUGUGUCGAAGCCAUAGGGGUUCAGAGGUCCCCCUCUCUUCCUCCAUGCAGAGAAGUAACAUCAGUCAAAUGGUGUUUCACAAAAUCAAAAAAGAAGAUCUUGAGCUUGGGGAGAGUCAAGGUCAAGGAACGUUCACCAAGAUCUUCAGAGGGAUUCGGAAAGAGCAGGGAGACUAUGGAGAAACCCAUAAGACUGAAGUCAUUGUCAAAGUCUUAGACAAAGCACACAGAAAUUACUCUGAGUCUUUCUUCGAGGCAGCCAGCAUCAUGAGCCAGCUCACCCACAAGCAUCUGGUGUUGACCUACGGCGUCUGUGUGUGCGGCGAGGAGAACAUCAUGGUGCAAGAAUAUGUGAAGUUUGGAUCUUUGGAUACUUACCUAAAGAAGAACAAGAACUCCAUGUCAGUCAACAUCUUGUGGAAGCUGGAGGUGGCCAAGCAGCUGGCCUGGGCCAUGCUUUUUUUGGAGGAGAAGAAUCUGGCUCAUGGGAAUGUUUGCGCGAAGAACAUUUUGUUGAUCAGAGAGGAGGACAGGGCACAGGGAAACCCACCGUUCAUCAAACUGAGCGACCCGGGCAUCAGCAUCACGGUGCUGCCCAGAGAGAUUCUUGUGGAGCGAAUCCCCUGGGUGCCCCCUGAAUGCAUCGUAGACCCUAAAAACCUGAGUCCUGCCACAGACAAGUGGAGCUUUGGCACAACAGUAUGGGAGAUAUGCAGCGGAGGAGAAAAGCCACUCGCCAAUAUGGACAAUUCCAAGAAACAUUUGUUCUAUGAAAAUCGUCACCAACUUCCAGCUCCAAAGUGGACGGAGCUUGCCAACCUGAUUAACAGUUGCAUGGAUUACGAGCCAACGGUCCGACCUUCAUUCAGAGCCAUCAUACGUGACCUCAACAAUCUCUUCUGCCCAGAUUAUGAGAUCGUGAAGGAGACCGACAUGUUACCGAACAGAACCGGAGCGUCUGGAUUCAGCUCCGGAGCGUUUGAGAAUGAGGAGCCGGUUCAGUUUGAGGAGAGACAUCUCAUUUUCCUCCAGCAGCUGGGCAAGGGAAACUUUGGCAGUGUGGAAAUGUGCAGGUACGACCCCCUGCAGGACAACACUGGCGAGGUGGUGGCCGUAAAGAAACUGCAACACAGCACCACUGAACACAUCCGAGACUUUGAGCGAGAGAUCGAGAUCCUGAAAUCCCUCCAGCACGAGAACAUUGUGAAAUACAAAGGCGUGUGCUACGGUGCAGGAAGGAGAAAUCUACGGCUGGUGAUGGAGUAUCUACCGUACGGCAGUCUGCGCGACUACCUCAACAAGAACAAAGACAGGAUUGACCACAACAAGCUGCUUUAUUAUUCUUCUCAAAUAUGCAAAGGAAUGGAAUACCUCGCAACGAAGCGGUACAUUCACAGAGACCUGGCCACGCGAAACAUUUUAGUUGAGAGUGAGUUUCGGGUGAAGAUCGGCGAUUUUGGCUUGACCAAGGUUUUGCCUCAGGACAAAGAAUACUACAAGGUUAAAGAACCUGGGGAGAGCCCGAUUUUCUGGUAUGCACCAGAGUCUCUAACUGAAAGCAAGUUCUCGGUGGCAUCUGAUGUCUGGAGUUUUGGAGUGGUUCUGUAUGAACUCUUCACGUACAGCAACAAGCUCUGUAGUCCACCUACAGUGUUCAUGAGUAUGAUGGGAGGAGACAAGCAGGGACAGACGAUCGUCUAUCAUCUCAUUGAGCUCUUGAAACGGGGGAACCUUUUACCGCAACCCGCGGGGUGUCCAUCUGAGAUCUACGAGAUCAUGCAAGAAUGCUGGGACAACGAUCUUUGUCUUCGGCCAACGUUUAAGCAGCUGGCUCUCCAUGUGGACUUGAUUCGGGACGGCAGCGAUUCAGACAGAUAUACCCAAGUGCCUGCAUUUUAAUCCAGAAGUUCAUUCUGGUCUCGCAGCGGCCGGCCCUAGCUUUCAGCGUGCCAUUGUGGCAGAUCUAAUCCCUCCGAAUUGAUCACCUCAUCUUCUCUCGGAACAAUCUAUGGUCAUUUAUGUCAAGAAUGUUUUCUUGUUCGUUUUUGCUUUGCUAGCAGUGCUGGCGUGCACCUCUCUACCGACAAUGGUUUUGAAUGAUUGAAUCGUUAUUUUAAGGAAUGCAUGGAUGCGUUUUUACAUCCACGUGUUUGUAUGUACAUAGAAAAGAUGAUUUUAUAAUUUUAUAAAAAUGAGAUAUAAGCGCGCACUCAUUCUGUAUGGCUUGUUAAAAGCAGUUAUGUAAAUGAAUUGGAAAGGUAUAUAUGUUUAUAGGUUGUUUGUCAGUGCAGUUGGUGUCUGAUUGAGAAGUACAAAGAAAUGAAAGAUCUUGCCAUUAUACGAAGAAGCCUUUAUACUUGCUUUGAAUAAAAAAGCCUGA
Molecule: messenger RNA, 4572 nt
Organism: Triplophysa rosa
Lineage: Eukaryota; Metazoa; Chordata; Actinopteri; Cypriniformes; Nemacheilidae
Gene: jak2b
Product: Janus kinase 2b
Exons: 25
Coding region: 732-4091 (1119 amino acids)
Biological process (GO): peptidyl-tyrosine phosphorylation; cell surface receptor signaling pathway via JAK-STAT; hemopoiesis
Cellular component (GO): cytoskeleton; cytosol; membrane
Molecular function (GO): non-membrane spanning protein tyrosine kinase activity; histone binding; cytokine receptor binding
Source: RefSeq, a predicted model, not a curated record